UCUUUUCAUCACGUGCAAGCUUCUAUUGAUGUUGUAACUUCAUUAUGUACAGACAAUAACCCUGUUAAGUUAACGUAUACUAAUCCGUACCUGUUAGAAUUAGACAUUCUGAUGUCAAAAUAUAAAACGAAAAGCUUAGUGUUGUCAUGAUAUAUACAGCAAUUAUAGAUGGAAAGGAAUGGUUGUCAGACAUAGAAAUACCACAACUUCCAUUGUAUUGAAGUACAAUUUUGUUUAAUUUCAUGGUGGAGUUCUUGGUUGUUAAAACCUUGUCAUCCCGAACGGGUGCAGGCUAAAACGGCACCUCAGCAAAACGCAUUUGGCGAAAACGGCUACUAUGUGUCGGGCGAUUCCAACAGGUUGCAAUGUGUUGAGCCAUUUUCUGGAAUAUUAGUAAACGUGGCAAACUGGCCUUCUAGUUGAACCAGAGAAUCAUCUGUAGGAACUGGCGUCAUGGACAGUGACGAUGAAGGUUUACCAGGAGCAUAUAUGAUUAACAUUCUAAGACAAAGAGAAACAUCUGUAGGAACUGGCGGCAUGGACAGUGACGAUGAAGGUGUACCAAGAGCAUAUAAAACGGAGCUUUUAAGAAGAAGAGAUUUACACAGAGUUCAUAUGAGAAGGAGAUUGGCCUUUGGGAAGUCUAUAUUGGUGUAUGACAUCCGAGAAAAGGAGGCAGUUAUUCAAAGCAAAUCAGAAUAUGUGCCUAUCACUAAUGUUCCAAAACAAAAGUAUAGGUUGGUUCUAGCUGGACAUUAUGGCCUGUGUGAAGAAUUUGUCUAUUUUAACCCUGAGAAGGAGAUUGCAGUUAUCCAUGACAACACAGAUUUACUGAUCAUUUUUAUGUAUUUCCAAACAAAUCUGAGAGUGGAUUCAUCAUUUCCAUAUGCACGGGAAUCAAGGGAACCUCGAAGAUGUAUUGGCCUUGCCCCAACAACCCUUAUUGGUACAAUGAAAUCAAUCAUAUGUGACAAUAAACAUUUCAACGAAGGUGAAUCCCUGUGUCUGUUUCAUAACGGGAAACGGUGCGAUGAGGAUUCAGUGACAGUUGGUUCACUUUUUAAAAAUGGAGAAGAUGUUGCAUGUAUUGCCAAAUUAAAUGUGACUGUACCCUGUUUCUACAUGCCAAGGCUAAACAUGGAAUACAAAUGUACCAUCGACUGUUUCAAUACAGACACUGUUGGCGAGAUGAAACAAGUGUUCAAAAACUCUUUCUGCACUGAGUUUCCAGGACUUGCAUCUGGCGUUGAUGAUGUCUGGUUCUCUGUUGGCAAAAAACUUGAGAACGAUGACAAAUAUUUCUUCUUUGGUCGACGGAAAACAUUGCAAUUACUUGAGAGAGAACGGCUGGUUGUGCACGUCAAGCAAGCAAGUUCAUUUCCGAUUAUCUUGAGAAUGAAUUUCCAAGAACAUACAUCUCAAAUCUUGCUGAUGUCAGCUCCCUUCACGACAGCUGCACUUCGACAAGAAGUCUCACAUUUGACCGGACAACCACCAAGUGCCCUGCAUCUGUACACUGACAACAAGAAGCUGAAAGAAAUGGUGUUGUCGGAAUCGGUUGGUAUUGGUCCAAAUUGUGUAGUACUGGCUAAGGUUGCAAAGCAGAUACGAGUCCUGGUCACAUUGCAUUGUGAAGGAUCAACAAAGAGCAGAGCUGUUCAACUGUUCAAGCUUGACUCUGUACAGCGCCUAAAGGAGAUAACAGAGGAGCAAGGACAUUUUGCAGCCUGCCAGCUCCAGAUGAUCUUCAAUGGAAACGAACUGGAAAAUGAAAGGCUUAUGCAGGAUUACCGUAUAAGGCAUGAUGACAGUAUUGCUGCAUGGGUUUUUUCAAAGCCAGAAUAUAUCCUAGUACGUCAGCCUGGAAGCGAAUGUCUUCAUCUCACAGUUGAUGGAUUGCAAUAUACCAUUAGGAGGCUAAAGGAGUACCUUGCACGUACACUGGGAUGCUGUUAUGUCAUGAUAAACAUGAUUCACGGAGGUAGAUGUCUUCAGGAUGAUGAGACUUUAGAACAGUGUGGACUUGUGUCUGGAAGCACUAUACUGAUCCCAAGAAUUGCCAUGCAAGAGCAGUCAGCACACGAAGGAAUACUAAAAGUGUUUAUGUCGCAAGAAGAUGGCUCUUUCCAAAUAGCAUUUGCCAAAGAGGCAGCAGGAAUUUUGUUCUAUGCUCCAGAGUCCAUCCCUUGCGACAGAUUUGAGAAACAUAGCACGAAGAGCGUUGCCCUUGAUGAAGAUUAUCGUUGGGGCAUCAUAUCAAGGAGGUUGUCUAAAGAAAUCAAACUAGGGCCUUGUAACCCCAAACCCAUUCACCACAAUGAAGUAGUUCAUCAUUCAACUCAGCAUGGCUCAGAACCAUCAACAUCAAGGUCAUGUACUGAUUCACUUGCACCCGAGUCAAGCAGAGAUAAUGCUUACACCCAAAAGAAAGACCCACAAAGACUUACAGAUAAAGUAGUUCAUCAUUCAAAUCAGCAUGGCUCAGAACCAUCAACAUCAAGGUCACUUGCACCCGAGUCAAGCAGAUGUAAUGCUUACAUCCAAAAGAAAGACCCACACAGACUUAAACGUACACAUCAAAACUGUGUUGGUUACCAUACGGAACCUGAAUAUGUUCCGUUAAAGAGAUUUAUGUACCGUGAAGAGUUAAGAGAAAACAAUGGACGUUACAUUCAAACUAAAGUGUCAGUGUUAGAUGUUUCCAAAUCUAGUGCUGACGAAGGAUUUCCACACAUUGUUCAGACACCAAGUGUACAGUCUCCAGAGAAAGUAAUGUCUACUUCCACGGAACAUGAGCUUCACAGAUCGCCAAGCCUACAGUUUCCUGUUGGAGCAAUUCAAGACUCUAUGCUACAAGCUGUCUCACAACAACUUGGGACUGACUGGAAACGUGUUGCCGUGGAACUUGGGUUGAAUCACAAUGACACUGAAAACUUGGAACACAACUGCAGUCGAAACCUCCAGGAACAGGCUUUGCAGGCUUUGCUGCUUUGGAGAAAACGUUUCUCUAAAGAUGCUACUUGUGCAAAACUGAAAAAUACCCUCCGGGAAUGUGGCUUAGCUUUGAUUGCUGACUCAAUGGAUGAGAAUAUGCAAUAUGCAACUACUUAAAACAUUCCAAGUGAACUUCUGGCAUAUGAACAACUGCUUUUUAGCUAUUUAUUAUAUGUAUAUAUUUGCAACCUGCUUUAUUGUUCUAGGUUGAAACAUCCAUGGUGUAAUAGAUGGAGUUUAGUUCGGUGAUUGGAUAACAUGGCCGCAUCAUACCAAAAUACGUUAAAAAACGGUACUUGUUGUUACCCUACCAGGCGCUUGGCAUUAAGGGAUUCAGAUUCAGUGUACUGUGUCUGAACGAGUACCCAUGUUAAACUGCGGUGUGGUAUCUCAGUGAGUUAGCACACUGAAAUCCGGACUAGUGCAAGCAACCACAAACGAGAUGCUUAAGUGACAUAAUAAUCGUAGGUGAAAUAACCUUGACGCAAUCUUAAACUUUAUUUCACCUCACCUCUAACAUGUUCAUAAAGUAUGUACUUUGUUUUCAAUGUGUGCCACUUAAUGACAAAACUCACAAGCAGUCAAGUGUUACCAGAGAGUGACACUAGUCUUAUCACGUAAUGCUGCAAGUGAUUUCCAAAGUUUACACGCUAAUCCCGCACAAGACAAAUGGUGCAUCUCGAGUCAUGGAUCUAUGACGUAACAUGUGUAGCGUUCACAAAACAUACCAAUAUGUUCGUUUGGGCAUCAAACCAAUCAAAUAUCUCUUGAAUAUGAAUAAGUCUAUAUAUACAUACACAUAAUUUUGAGAUGAAAAAGAAACUUUUUAUAAUAAUUAUCUGCACUGUUUAUGAGAGGCUAUGCAUGUAUAUAAUAUGUUGACACGCUGUGGACCAUCCUUGUAUUUUCCUUUAUGAUAGAUAAUCCGGACCCAUAGAAAGGAGGUGUGAUACACUGGCUCAUCGAGGAUGGUUGUCACCCGCAUCUUCAUUCUCUGGCCGAAGUUAGCAAUGAAUAAUGGUCAAAUGUUAUGCCUUAAUAGUGUUUAACAGAUAAAGGGUUGACAAGUUGUCAAAUCGGCCAGAAAGAAAUGUUAAAUGUCCCACAUUGUGACUCAAAUUAUUUUUAGGUUGAAAGUUUACAUAAUUAUUUAAUACCAGACAUAGGUGUCUUUGAAAAAUAACCCUGGUCAUUUUGUUAAAUGUGGCACACGUAUGUUGAAAGUAUGUGAAAUACGGAACACAUGGUGUGUAUUCUGUGUAUUGCAAAACUUUAACUUUUGAUCUUUAUGUGCUGCUGUUGAUGCCAUGGCAAUCAUAUUACUGCUGUAUAUUUUGGUCUGCUACUAUUCCUGCAUCUAUGUUUUGUGUAGACACUUCUGUUUACCCUUGUAUCGUUUGUGAUACAGUGUUGCAUGCUUGAAGUCUCUGACAAGCAUCAAUCUCUCAUUGUGAACCAGCGGAUGAUUACCGUCAUGUGUGGCACGUAAACAAAGCUGGCCUGUUUAGGGAUAAGCUGCUGGCAGAUGAUGUCAUUUCCUUGUUUGAAGAAUGUCUACAAUCUAUGUCUUAAAGUAUUGAAUGUUGCCAUAGAAAAAAUUACAGAUGCAAUUUGAUAGGCUGUAGAUGAUGUCAUUUCCUUGUUUGAAGAAUGUCUACAAUCUAUGUCUAAAAGUAUGAAUGUUGCCAUAGAAAAAAAUUACAGAUGCAAUUUGUUAGGCUGUAGAUGAUGUCAUUUCCUUGUUUCAAGAAUGUCUACAAUCUAUGUCUAAAAGUAUGAAUGUUGCCAUAGAAAAAAAUUACAGAUGCAAUAUGUUAGGCUGUAGAUGAUGUCAUUUCCUUGUUUGAAGAAUGUCUACAAUCUAUGUCUAAAAGUAUGAAUGUUGCCAUAGAAAAAUAUACAGAUGCAAUAUGUAAAACGUGAAACGUAAACGGGCCUGCUUUGCACAGAAAUCUCAACAAUCAUGGCAUGAUCAGGAGUGUGAGUGUUAUCGAUGUGAGAGAGACAGGUGACUUAAAGUGUUAAGAUUGAAUAAAGAUGAUAGUAAUUUGAAAUAAUAAUAUGGACGAUGUCAAUGUUUAUCUUGGGGAUAUUUGAUUUUGAUGCAUUUACUGCCGACAUUUUGGAUUUACCAAUUACUCAAGAGGAGGCGGCAGCUGCUUUGGACAAUCUCAAAACUUCAAAAUCGCCCGGGAAUGAUAAUAUCACUGCCGAUUUUUUUAAGCAUGCAAGUGAUAUUUUAUUACCGCUUCUUACUGUUUUUUAAAUCGACUUUUUAGGGUUCUGUUUUCCCAGAAUCGUGGUCGAUAGGAUUGAUAGUGCCAUUACAUAAGAAGGGAGAUCUUAAUUCUACAUCUUACUAAGAGGUAUAACAAUUUUCAGUGUUUUUAGUAAAAUUAAAAUUUUAGUUUUGAAUGCGAGAUUAAGAUUUUGGUGUGAUGCGUAUGAAAAACAAUUCGGAAUCGCAAGCCGGUUUCUGCAGGGUUAUUCAGCUGUGGAUAUUGUUUUAAUAUGACAGUCUGUUGUUGGUCGUCUCUUGGGGGAAAAAGAAAGGCAAAUUAUAUGUUUAAUUUUGUGGAUUUUGCUAAGGCUUUCGAUUUAGUCAAUCGUUCAAAAUUAUUGUCAGUCCUACAACACAAUGGGGUUUGGCCUAAAAUGUUGUGUUGUAUCAUGACUAUUUUUGAAAGUGUAAAAUCGUGUGUUAAAUUUAUUACUUUACUUUUAGAUAUGUUUGACUGUAGCGUGGGAGUUUGUCGGGGAUGUGUCUUAAGCCCCUUGCUGUUUUCAUUGUUCAUUAAGGAUCUUGUUGAUCAAGUACAAAUAUCAUGCUGUCCUGGCAUCCGGACUUGACUCAUUUACGAUAUUGUUAGAUAUGAGUCAUGGUUAAACCAUUUGGGCAUUAAAGUUAAGAAAGUUAUUAUUUUAAAUGGAAUUUAGCCAUGUUUAUUUCUCUAUCCAUAAGUUUCGUGUAGCUUUAGCAAAGUUUAGAUGUAAUUCUCACCAACCAAAAAUUCGGACUGGCAAAAAUGCAAAUGUUCCAAGAAAUGAAAGGUUUUGCAAUGUUUGUAAAAAAGGUUUCGUUGAGGAUGAGUAUCAUUUCUUGUUUGUGUGCACGAUGUAUGCCGAACUGCGUGAACAGUACAUUCCAAGAAAACUACUAUGUAUUUCCCACAUCGCAUAAAUUCAAUGUCUUGAUGUCAAGUGAUAAAUGUAAUAUCAUAAGAAAUUUGGCUAUGUAUAUUUAUAAGUCUAUGCAAUUAAGGCCAAAACUGCUGAUGUAAAUUUCAAUUAUAAUAGUGGCUGCUGUACAUUGGUUGUGACACGGGACGAUGGCCUACGUAACAUUGCUGAAUAAACAACAAUGUCAUGUUAAGCCUUCACAUAGUGUGUUCAGUGUGCACAUGAAAAAAGGUUUUGACAUGACAGAUAUGUUUGCUUAAUCUAAUCACCACACAUGUAUGUAUCUGCAUCGCUAUUUCAAGCUUUACCGUUUGUGUCAUUCUUGUAUCUUUAUUUGGGGUAUUUUUUGGUCAAUAAAACUUUGUAAUACGUA
Molecule: messenger RNA, 6547 nt
Organism: Haliotis rufescens (red abalone)
Lineage: Eukaryota; Metazoa; Mollusca; Gastropoda; Lepetellida; Haliotidae
Exons: 6
Coding region: 454-3111 (885 amino acids)
Biological process (GO): signal transduction
Molecular function (GO): protein binding
Source: RefSeq, a predicted model, not a curated record